Messenger RNA from Bicyclus anynana (squinting bush brown), 17580 nucleotides. Its product is annotated as serine-rich adhesin for platelets-like. Lineage: Eukaryota; Metazoa; Arthropoda; Insecta; Lepidoptera; Nymphalidae. Gene Ontology annotation, molecular function: protein binding. Gene Ontology annotation, biological process: signal transduction. The transcript has 22 exons. The record is from RefSeq and is a predicted model, not a curated record. Bases 227 to 14038 code for a protein of 4603 amino acids.
CAACUACUAUUGUAGAAGGUAGUAAGUCUAGAAUGACUAGUACACAAUUAAGCCCUGUUAUUGCGUUCACGGGAGCGUUCGAGAGAGUCAAUUUCAAAAAUUGGAAGAUAUCUGUAAUCUAUUAGGUAAAGACUGGGUUGCGUUGGCUUAUGAGUUAGGUGUGAGUGUUGCGACAGUUAAUCAAAUUCAAGCGAAACGUAUUACUGCGGCAGAACAGGCACAGCUUAUGCUCAAACUUUGGAAGACUCAAUCUGGAACUAAAGCACAGGAUAACUCAUUAGAGCUCGCAUUAUGUCGUAUCGGGCGGGACGAUAUCAUAGCUCCACAAUCAGAAUUGACUAAUGAACGGAGAAUACAGAGGAAUAUUUAUCAAGAAAGACAAGCAUCAGAAGAAAUUGAAGCAUACAAAGCAGAAGAAGAUAAUAAACUUAAAGAGAACAUUUACGAUGAUGAUGAGAUUACAGAGCGUGUGCGCUCAGAAGAUUUAGACCAAGACGAAGCAAAAUAUUCACCAGAGGAAAAAUCUAUAGUAGAUAAAAGCGACAUGGACCGUACACCUACACCGAGUGAGGAAAGCGAAGAUGAUGAAGACGUUAAACGCAGUGUCGCUGAAAGGAAGGAACAGAUAACGAAGAAACUAAGCUCUAGUAAGAUACCUUCUUCUAAACAAAAGAAAGAAUUGCGAGAAGAGAUCAUUGAAAUUAAGACGCAAAUAAAACCAGAUAUAAAGAAAUUCCAAGAUAUUGAGCAACAGGUUAAAGCGGAAUCAAAAUUAGAGCAAAUGCGGUUUAAAACAUCACCAGAUUCUACUGAUACUAGGAUUGAUAAAGUGGUGUCAGUACAAAAAGAACAAACUGUAGAAAUAAGCAAAGAAGAAAUAAAACAAGAUCGAACAACUGAACAAUUCAGAAAGUUUGAUCCUUCUUCGCCAGCAAAACCAACACCCAAACAUUUGCAACGGCAUAUGCGUAACGAGUCGAUGAGGUUCCCAUCUGGUGAUUUCUCAAAUGUAACCAUUACACCGCGAAAGUCUAUAACUACCGAAACGACAGAAACAAAACAAAGUAUUGAAAGCAAAAUUGAAACAUUUACCAAGGAAACUAUUUCCCAAAAAGAAAUAGACAGUGCCAGAGUUGAAGAAAAAUUGGAUGAUGGAGAUAGAUCACCAGAACUAGUGAUGCACGAAGAGAAAGAUAUAGCUGAAGCAACUUUGAAAGAUAAAAUUAAUGCAUUUGAAACGAAAAUAUCAAAAGAACCUCCUGUACCUGAUACCUCUAAAACCAUUAAACUAACUAAAGAAGCUUUGAAAAGGCAUACACAGGAACAAGAAAAUGGGAUGGAAUAUACUCAAGCAUUUGUUCGAGAUCAAGCUAAGCAGUUAUCGAGUUUAGAAAGUAAAAAAAUAUUAAUUGAGACUGAAAAGCAGACUGCAACUGUAAAAUCUGUAAGAGAAACAAUUCAAAGGUUUGAUUCAAAAAUCAAACAUGAAGAUCAAUUCAAACAGUUUCCUAAAGCCGUGAGAACAGACUCAACGCUGGUACAAGUUUCAUCUGAAGAAGAUAGUGAAUUUUUAAAGAAAUCUACUGACUCAGAAACAGAAACUGAAUCACAAACUACUGUUAAAGUUGAAAAAGAUAAAAUAACGAAAUUUGAAACGCAGAUCGAUAAUAUCCUAAAGAAACCUGAUUCAAAGGAUACAAAUGGAGUUAAAAAGAAAGAUAGUGAUGAAGAUAAAAAAAAUGAAGACGAUGACAGAAAAGAUGAUGAAAAAGUAAGUAUAGAACAUGAACUUGAGAAAUUAGUGACUGAUGAUAAACGAUUAAAAAUUAACGAUGAAGAAGUUGUUGAAGUUCUUGAAGAAAAAGAUAUUUCCACAGAAGAACUAACUAAAGAAAAGGUUGAAGCUCAACAAUCUAUAGCUAGCACAAAAUCAGAUUUAAGUAAACAUACCAAAACAGAUUCAGUGGGAUCAGAUAUACAAGAUAUUCCAGGAAGAAAAGUAUCCCAAGAAUCUCCGCUACCGUCUGGUAUUGAUAAAACUGAUUCUUUAGCUGAUUUACAACAAAGCACCGAAAGAGAUGUUAGUUUUGUCUCUCAAACGGAAUCUAAGAUUUAUUCCAAAGACUCCAAACAUAGAAGUGAUUCAUUAGAUGAAGCUUCACAGUUUUCCGAUUUAGACGAUCAAAUAGGCAUGAGUCCUGCUCAUAAGCCGUCAUCAGAAAGACCAUUAAAAGAAGAUCGAAUAAUGGAAUCCGAGGAACAAAUAAGUAUUAUUGAAACGAGUAGAGAUCAAACACUUGAAUUUCUGAAGUAUGAAACUGAACAUAGUGCCCAAAUUCAUUCAACUUCUCUAGCGCUUAAAGAUUCAGAUAAGGUACCCACUAAGGAAUCUCCCGUGAUAAGUGCUAAAGCACGUCAAUUUAUAGAAACUGUACCUGAAGAUGACUCUGUACAAGAAUGUUUCUUUUCCAAACGUAUUUAUUCUGACUCUUUAGAAGAUUCAGACCAUACAGAUUCUAGACGUCAUUCAGAAGCAGACUCGUUAAAAUCAGAUCAAUCAGAUGUUAAAGCUAAAAUAUCAUCUUCUGAUUUUGAUGAGAGGGCAGAGUAUGAAGGAACAGCUGACUCUGGUAGUGGUUUUGGUGAUGAAAAGUUUGAAGAAAGUAUCGGUUUUACUUCGAUAAAAAUUGAUCCAAAGGUUUUGGAAUCACAAAAACAAGACUCUGAUUCAGGAUCAACACAAUUAGAUGAAACCGAUGAUCCGGAUAUUGUAUUUAAAAAGAUGGCACCAAAACGUCACUCCCGCACUGAAUCUGUUUCCAUAUCUAAGCUAAGUGAUUUGCAGGAUAUAAAAAUCCCUGUAGCCAAACAAGAGUUCCAAAUGAUUGUAACAGAAGCUGAUGAUAUUGAUAAAUCUUUUGACAAGGAUGAACCAUCAGAUAAAAUUUCAUCUGAAAGUAGUAGAGAAAUUGAAAUAUCUGAACGAAAAUCUUCAGAUGGAAUUUCAGAUAGAAUAAGCUCAGAAGAUGCAGUAACUGAUAAAAAGACUUCUUCAGAUGAAAUUCAAGAAGAACCUCUCAAAGAAGAAGUUUUAAUAGCAGAUAAAGAAAAAACUAAAACUACAACCAAGCAAGUUGUUGGCGACACCAUAAAAGAAACUGAAAAAAUUGAUGCAACUUCAUUAAAAGGAGAAACAGUAACUAUAGGUGAGGAUGCUAAGCGUCAGUCUGUUACUUCCAUGGGAUCUGGUUCUGUUAGUGAGUUGCGGCUAGAAGAAAAGAGACUAUCCGAUGCACACAGCAUUACUGAGUCAAAAGACUACACCUUUGAAGAAUCGGAAGACGAUAUAGGCUUACAGGGAAUAGAUGCUAAAGAAAAGGCUGGGAGUAAACAAGAAGUUGAAUUUAAAAUUAAGUCAUCUGAAAAGCCAACUGAACUUUUAAAAUUAGCAAAAUUGACACAUGGAGAUUCGUUAGACGAUGUAGAAGGUUUUCCGGAAGACCACGUAGCUGAAUAUGUUCACAAACUGCCACACAUCGAAGAAACAAGUUCUGUAUCAGACAAACAAAUAACUAACCAGUUUCUAAGUCAAGAACGCGAAGAACAGAUCAAACGUGAAACAGUCACAAGUGAAUCUAAAAUUACAUUUGAAAGUGUAAAUAUUGAAAACGUAAUGAAAACUGAGGACAAAACAGAAAUAAGUAAGUUAACUCAACAAGAAAGUGAUGAGAUUUCGAGUUCUAUUAAGUCCAAAGAAAUAUCUUCUUCAGAACCUUUAGAGUCAAUAACAAUAACUACUAAACCAGAAAAGAUACGCAUAUCAGACGACAAAAAGUUGAUAACAGAGUAUAAAAAAGGACCUGCAGGAGAAGAAAUCACAAUAACUACCGUCACAGAAAUUAUAGUUGAACCCUCUGGUGAGGAGAUUGAAAGAAUUACUGUAACUGAAUCAACUAAGUAUCCGUCUGGCAAAGAAUCUGUUUCAGUCAGAGUAUCCGAAAAUAUUAAAUCUCUAAAAACUGAAAGCAUUCUGGAAGAUUCUAAAAGUGUAGUUAGAGAAGAGCCCUCAAUUAAUGGAGAUACUGAAAAAGAAAUGAUUUUUAAAUCAUCAGCAGAUUUAGAUGAAACAUCUGAUCAAAAGGGUGUUGCAUUAUAUGAAUCUAUUCAAAGGACAGAUAAACAUAAAGAGACAUCUGAUUCAGUACUACCUGUAUCAGAGUCCCAUAUAAUAUCACAUAAAGAGGAAAUAACUCCAAAACUGACAGAGAUUAUAACCUCGAAAGAUAAAUAUUCCGCAGACAAAGAUAUUUUAUCCACGAAAGUAUCGGAAAGUGUUACAUUCCACAAGGUAGAAAAAGCUACCACUAUUUUACCUAAAACAAAAGAUGGUUCUUCAGAAGAAGUAGUAGAAAAGAUAAUUUUGAAAGAGGAUACUGAGACUGAUACAACUAUAAAACCAAAAAUUAAAGAUAGCUCAACUUCUGAAAAACAAACACAACCUCACGAACCUUUGCUAGAUACAAAGACUGAGCAUUUUCUGAGUUCUUCUCAAAAAGAAGAAAAAAUUCCAGAACCAGAAAAAGUUCCUCAUGAAGACAAAAAUACAGAUACCGUUAUAGAAACUAAAAUAGGAGAGGAAGGGGAACAAAUAACUAUUACCACAGUAACGGAAACAUUAGAGGGUUCUUCUGGUGAAGAAAUACUCAAAGUCACUGUAACCGAAGCUAUCAAAUAUCCUUCAGGAAAAGAAGCUAAGUCCACGAAAAUUUCAGAAUGCGUAAAAACUGAAAAAAGGGAUAUUGUCUUUCUGUCAGAAAAAUCUGAUGUAAGUGAUCUCUUUACUGAUUUAGAUAAAAAGGUAGAUGCAAUUACUACUUUGGAAAAGACAGAAGAAAUAGGUAAAAUUCCUGCAGAAGACGAAAAAACUACAACUACAACAGAGACAGUGAUAGGUCCUUCAGGAGAAGAAAUAACUACGACAACAGUAAUAUUAACAAAAAUACUACCUACUGGCGACAGAGCUGUGAAAACAACCAUCACUGAAACUAUAAAAUAUGCCUCAGGCCGUCAAACAGUUUCAACUAGAGUCUCUGAAAGUAUUGAGUCUCAUAAAAAAGUAGUAUUCACAACAUCAGCAUCGGAAACAUCACAGUCUGAUCUCGAAGAUAAAAUACAAAGUAUGAUAUUGGAAUCUGCUAACAUACCAGAUGAAAAAGACACUUUAGUAGAUACCAAAGAAGAAACGCAGGUAGGUAAUGCUGGUGAAACAAUAACAACAACGGUAAUAACUGAAAAAACUAAAAUACCUGGAGGUGAAAAGGUUAAAACUACCACUACUGAAGUAACAAAGUUUCUAUCUGGAGAGGAGUCUAUAUCAACCAGGGUGUCAGAAUCUAUUAAAACAUAUGAAGAAGAAAGCAAAAUAGUAGCUAUAAAAGAAUGUGCUGAGCACGAAACAGUAAUUCAAACUAAGCAUGAAACAGAUAAAUUAAGAGAUUUUGACAAAGAAACUGAAUCUAAGAGUAAAACAGACGAGAAAGUAUUCGAUUCUGAAAUAUUAACUAUGUCAGAAAGUGAAAAAAAGAGUAUGCCAAAAGAGCUUCAUUUUAAAGAUACCCAAGAAAUAACUAAAGAUCAAGUGAAACCUGUGAUAGAUGAUAUAUUACAGAAAGGUUCUAUAGUGGCUGCAGCACGAAGUCCUAUUAUUGAUAAAGAUAUAAAAAUUGGUAGUAAAGAAAUACUUGAAACUGAAAAAAGAUCUUACGAUGCAAAAGUACCUCAAAAAGAAGAACGUAGGCAUUCUUGUAUUAGUCCAGCUAUUUCUCUUGAAAGGAUUGCUGAAUCUGAAGUUGAAAUGGAAGAUGAAGUAGAAAAGUUAGCUCCUGAUACCACACAAAUUACAAAAGAGGAUGAUAUAAAAAUUGAAAUGAAAAAAUCUGAUUCAGCUAUGAAGCAAAUGGCUGACAAUAUUGAAAUAAUUAUUAAACAAGCAUCUGAAGACUUAGAUUUAUCAUCCGAAGAACCUAUAUUUGAAGAUAAGGAAGCAAAAGAAUUGCAUGGCGAAGUUUCCGUUGAUUCAAUCAUAGAGGAAGCCGUUCAAACAGUUGAGGGUUAUUUAGAUGAAACAGCAGACAAAGCGCCUGAGGAAAUAGAUGUUAAAGUUAAAGAAGUAGUAUUUGAUGACACAAAUCUACCAAAAGAAAGACCAGGAUUAAUCAAAUCACUUUCUAGAGAUAGCGGAGAAAUUUUAAUAAUGCCCAAGAAAAAACAACCUAGAACAUUUUCAGUUCAAAGUUCGCCGGACGAAGUAGAAGAACAAAUUUAUACAGAUUCUGAAUCAGACAUGGAUAAGGCGAAGGUGUUAGAAAUUAUUGAGCCAACAUCCGAUGUCGAUGGGAAACUUCCCGCUUCUAGUUUUGAUAUUAAAAAAAUUCGCACUGAUUCACUUGAUGAUGCUGAUGACUUCCCAGACAAAGAGACUGAAUACUUUGAAGAUGGUGGAAAAUACGAUGACACUGUAGCUUUCAGUACGAGCACUUUUAAAGACAAAGGUCAACAAGAUGAAUCUGUUCAAAGCUCUGAAAUACAGCAAGAUCUUGAUGAUGAUAAGCUCGCUGAUAAAUUUGUAAAGAAGACUCAUAUAAGCGAUAGUAUUCUGCGAUCAGACUUAGUAUCAAAAUCUACAACGGAGUCAUCAGUAACGACUGUUAUUUCAACAUUAACAAAGUCAUCCGAUGAGGAUCAAAAAUCUGUUUUGGAAGACGCAACUUCCGCAGAUUUAUCCAGAAUCAGUGGAGCAGAUUUAAUAAAAGAUCCUUCUAAAACCUCUAUGGAUACUAAGGACGAAUCGAAAAUUGAAGAUCAAUCAGAAGAUCGAGGAACUCCGGAUUUAUCUAAGAAAUCAAUGGAUUUAACCAAAGACUACUCCAAAUCUUCAAUAGAUAGUAAAGACACGUCCCGAGACUUUGCCUCUAAUGAACUAUCAAAAGAUUCCACUGUAGAUCUCACUAAGGAUUAUUCGAAGGCUUCAAUAGACAGUAUAAAGGAAUCUUCGAGAUCAAUAGAUGAAAAAACAUUUUCAGAAGAACAAUCAUCGUUUGAUUUUUCUAAAACGCUGGCUUCAGACGCCUCAGAUGGUAUCAGUAAAUGUAAAGAAUUUAUCGAUGAAGAGAGAUCCACUUCUAAAGUUAUUCAUAUUUCGACUAGCUCAUCUCAAGAAACGUCGAUAUUGACGGAAAGUAAAUUGUUUAGUGAUCACGAUGAUAGAUCUCUUGAGAAAACUAAAACGUCAGAUAAGACUGAAGUGGAGAAAGAUUUACUUGAUGAUAUAUUGGAAGGUAAUCAAGAAAUAGAAGUAAAGGAUACAAAAGUCUCAGAUGAAGAACAAGAAUCAGAAGUUAAGAAAAAGAUAACUUUUGACGAAAAAAAGGAAGAUUUGGAUGAAAAAUACGAUGAAUCAGAGGUUCCUGAUAUAUCAGAAUUAAAUAGAAGAUGCUCGAAUUUACUAGAAGAUAUUUCUGCGCAAGGCGCUGUUAUAAGGAUUGAUACAAGUCACGUUGUGCACGAUCUUUCCUCAAAAUUCUCAAAGACGCCGCCGCCGUCCCCUGUAGAUUUAAUAAUGAAAGAGAGGAUGAAAACAGAUGAGAGUACUAUUGAUAAACACACUGGGCUACAACCUAAAAGUUCAGAAUCAUCAUUUUUGGACGCAAGCCGACAAUCACCAAGAGCGUCUUCAGCUGGCGAUAGCUUAAUAAGUGAAACUGAAGCUCAUCAAAGCGAAAUAUUGACAGAAGAUUUUAAAGCAUCUACUGCGAUUGAUAGAUCAAAAUCACCAACAAAACACUUAGCCGAUAAUAUAUCGUUUGUCAACGUCGAUAAACCAACAAUAACAAGUGGUGCUAUAGAAUUAGUUGACCGGACCAUUGAGAAAAGUAUGGAUGUGAUUGACCAAAUUAAGAAAGAAAUUGAAGAUGAAAUGCACAAGUCAACUUCUUCAGAUACAUUUUACUCAGAGUCAAGAAUUGAAACUUCUACGUCGUCUUCAUCUAUUCACAAAACUGUAGAAGGAACUCAACUAAAGUUUCAGAGUAUUGAUCCAGAAGCAGUUAUGUCAGAUAUGAUUUCCAAGUUUGGCACUUCAGGUGAAUAUAGCACGGUACUUUCCCAUAAAGAGACAGAAACGAAGAAGAUUUCAGGGCAAGAAUAUUUCUCAGAAACAAAACAAAUAUCAUCAUCUGACGAUGAUUCACUUAUAAUUAAGACAGAAACUAGUCAUGAGUUGCGAGGUCAAGAACAUGAAGUAAAAGAAAAGAUGACUGUUAAAAAAGAAGGGGACCAAACAGAAACAUCUCAAAAGAAAAUGGAAAAAGCCCAUGAAGCAACGGCUAAGAGAUCUGAUGUAGAAACAAAAACAGUAUUUAAAAGUACUGAUGAUACUGAUCUAGUCACUGUAGAAAGGGAAUUUUCCGAACAGGGCCUUUACACAGGAAGACAAACAAAAUCGGAAGAGAAAAUGACAGCUCUAAAGGAUGAGACCAUUAAGAAAACACAUGAAGUAAAAAUCUCAGAAAGAGACCUUUCUCAUGAACAAUGGGGAAAAGAAUAUUUCACGCAGCCAGGAGAACUAGAAGAAAUAAAAGAGGAUGAAGAUUCAAAAUCAAGAAUAGCUUUUGUGGAAUCAAGCCUAAAGAUUAUUGAGAAAGAUGAAAUUGUUUCUAGUGUUGAAUUGUCUGAAAAAGGACAAGUUGUGAGUUCAAAAGUGGAACACCAUAAAGAAGAAUCAGUGAUUGAAAGUAAGGAACACGAUGAUCUAAGUUCAGAUGCUUCUCAUAUACCAAGUUUUAAGAGUGAGGCAACAGAUAGAAGAGACUCUUCUGAAUCGAGUCCUAAAAGUAAAUCAAAAUCAUUUAAGAAAGACAACGAAGUAUAUGAGGUGGAUUUCAUAAAAGAAAUUAAAAUAUCAACUUCACCUGUUAAAAGUUCCUUUAGCCGGACGGGUAGUCAAGAUACGCAUUCGGAGUCUGAAGUGGUGCCAGAACUGCCUCAUGAUGACAAAACAAGUGACACACCAAAGAAAGAAACGGUUUUAAAAUCACCUGUAAAAUUGCCUCAUAGUGAAGAUUUAAUACUCGAAGUAUCAGUUGCUGGGGAGGCUUCCAGCGUUGAUGAUAGCUUGGCAUUUACCAGUAUGCCUGAAUUCGCAUCCGGUAUAUCGUCAAGUAUUGUAACAAAAAGCAGUGAAUUAGAUAUGAUUGAAACUAAAAGUGUAACUACUGAAACUAAAACAACAAAAUUUGAUAUGUCACCGAGUACUUUAGAAGUAUCAGAUGAUAUGAGUACAAUUUCCAAAGAUUUGAUGAUAAAAUCUGGUGAAAGUAUUGACACUGAAUGUAUGGUAAAAUCUCUAGAAUAUCAUGAAGGCGAAAUUUUACAGAAAUCAAUGGAUUCAACAGUUAGUGCUGAAACAUUACAUGCAUCUGAAUUUUCAACUGAGGCAGAUUCAGCUUUUUUGACUGGAACAGAUCAUAAAAAAGAAGAAAUUAAAUUAAUGAAAGAAAAAAGUACAGAAGACAUUUGCAGUAGUGGCUAUGACACCGAUUUUUCCUCUGCCGAGUUUCACGGAAUGAAACUUGAGACUGACAGGGUAGCUUUAGACUCUUUAAUAUCAACACAACCUCUUGCUGACUUAUCAGUUUUAGAAAAAACUAUCGAUGAAGUUAAGCAAUCACUAGAAGCAGCACAAGUUGAAAUAAUUAGUGAAAAAAGUGACGGAAGUAUUAAGUAUAAGCAAUCUCCAUCUGAAUUUCAAUUUAAAAUUCUAAUAAGUCCUGACAGACCUGAAGUUAUUAAGGAAGAACCUCAUCAUGUUGAGGCGCAUGUAGAUAAAUCUGUUGAUCGAUUAGAUGAUACUAUUGAUCAAAUUCAAAAAGAUGAGAAAUUAUCAGAUUCUAGUUUUAAAUCGGACAGUGUAUCUCAAAGAAUUAGUUCUCAAGAAGAAACCACUUUCUCAGAUGAAGACAAGGAUACGAUACAUCUAAAAGAACCUAGCCCACCAUUAGAAGGUGAUUUAUCUAUAAGGUCAGACAGUGGACCCCAUUCAAUAUUAGAUACGGAAAGUGAAGGAUUAUCUGACAGAAACGAUUCAUCGAAGGGCAGCCCUGAAGUUAAACUAAGGGCACCUAAGCAUAUCAAAUCGCAAUUAGGAAUAAUAGAAAGGCGAUCUGCAUCAGAAAUAGAAAGUUGGUCUAGUUCAGGUGAAAGUCAUUAUCAUAGUUUUGAACACUCUGAAAGUCGACCUUUAUCUUCUGAUGUUGAAAUAAUGAUGACUGCGCAGAGUGGUACUGACUAUGAAACAGCUCUCACUAGCCAUGAUAUAUCUUCUCAAUCUCUGAGAACUUCCAAAGAUUAUUAUACGGCUGGAAGUUCUUUAGCUUCAAGAGACAGUAUGAAAAGCCUUGAUUCAGAUGGUUCUAGUCAUGUAGCGAGUAUAGAUAUAUCAGAUGCCUCUGAAACACUUGUACCAUCAGCUAACGAAUUGAAGGAAGAGUUACUGGAGAGUAGUACUUACGUUGAACAAUUUCUUCAUGAAUCAGAGAAAGAGCAAAUAUCUAAACUAAAAGAAAUUAGUGACGAGGAAAUUUCUGGUGAAGAUGAAGAAAUUAAAACAGAUAACAUUGAACCACUAGGUAAAAUGAAGAGGUCGCAUGAAAUGCGUUUUCAACCCAAAGAUAUGAUACCUGAGCAUUUUCCACCUUCAGGUACUUCAGAAAGUACCGAGUUUGAUGACGAUUCAUUAAAAGAUAAGGAAGGAUCUGAUACUACUAUUUCAAGUCAAUUAAAAACUGAUGAAACUUUAUCAUCAUCUAUUUCAAAACUCGACAUGUCUUCUUCUCAGUCUCAGAUAGAUUUAGAUAAAGAAGAAAUACAAGAAACUAUAACUAAAUCAUCGGUUGAUAGUGACCAUGCUGUUCCAUUCUCCGUCACCAAAAUAGAAAAACCUAAAAGAGAAUUUGUGGAUUUAGAAAGUGAAAUCAUUCCUGUUGGCUCGGCAGAGUAUGAACAAAUAGAGAAAUUUGGUAGUAUAACUACUGAAGAAUUGAAAACUUCGCAGGAUGAUACUUUAAUUAAAACUAUUGUAAAAAUGGAUGAAAGUAUACCUAUGACUUCAGAUUCGAUUCAUUUAGAAUUAGAAGAAAAAAUUGUUAAAAAAGAAGUUCAAGAUAUAAGCACUAUUCCUUUCCCUAUUGCUGAAAAACCACCAAGUCAAAGGGAGUUUGUUGAUGUGGAAGAAGAUAUAAUACCUGUGGGAUCCAAACAAUAUGAAGAAAUAUUAAAAUCGAAAAGUGAUUCUUCUGUGCCUAAAACUAAAGUUGAGAAAUCGGGCGUUAAGACACCAGAAAGUCAAUUAGAAAGUAAACAAAGUUCAACUUCAAGUUUAAAAACUCACGAACAUCUGUCCACACCGCACACGCCUUUAUCAGCACCUAGUCAAAGUUCUUUGUCUACUGAAAAUGGUCGAGAAUAUGUUCUUGAUGACAUGUACGAUAUUUCAGAAACACCAGAGUUAAAGUCUGAUUUAGUUACUGAAAGUAGUAGAUCUGAACUUCUAAUAACUACUGAAGAAAAAGCUUUGUGUACGUAUGAAAAAGAACAAGACUCUCCAACAAGUGAUGAAUUUGAAAUGGUUGACAAGCCUUGUGAAAUGGACGAUUUCGUAGUUAUAGAAGAGGUUGCUAAAGAAGCUCAAGAAUCUGAUCCAGAAGGUAAAAGUGUGCAAAUAAAAACACAAAAAUAUGUAAAACAACAUGAUACAGAAAUAGAAGAAUAUUUGUCUAAAACAACUAAGAAACAAGAAAGCUCGAGUAGUGCAUCCGGAUCCCUAUCUGAUGAAGAACUGUUACAAUAUGAGCUAGACCAAAAAAAACUACAAGCCCAAGAGUUAGCUGAAAUUGAAGCAGGCAAAAGAUGGAUACAGAUGCAGUUUGAGGGAGAUCCUAGAUAUGAUUAUGAAAGAAUUCCGUUAGAAGACAUUAAAGAAGAAGAAAUGACAGAUUUUGAUGCAAGUCGAAUAGGAAGCUUAAGCUCACAAAAAGAAUCUAUUGGUAGUUACGGCAGCUUUAGAAAUUCUUACGGAAGUCUUUCCGAGUCAGAAAUGGCCUCGCGUAUGAGAUAUAGGUUAAAAGGUGAAAACGACGAUAUAUCUAUAAGCUCGUUACAAGAAUUUGAAAAUUUGGAAAGGGCUUUGAUGGAACAAUAUCAACAACAUUCUUCAUCAUCGCAGGACUCUCUGAAUGGAUCAUUGCCUCGUCGAUAUAUUCUCAGUAAAAGUCAAGGAGAUGACAUCUCAAUAUCAAGUUUAAAGGAAUUUGAAGGACUUGAGUCAGCCUGCUUAGAAGCUUUAAAGGCAGAGUUACUUGCAAAGCAAAAAGAAGCUCUAUUAAUAGCCGAUCCUAAAGUAGUUAGCGGAAGUUUUCUCGAACAAGAAAAGCGUUCUUAUGACGAUAGCAGUAGUAGUAGCCCUCCGUUAAAAAGUGGCAGCCCAGGUCAAAAAGGUGGAAGCCCUUCCCAAAAGAGUGGAAGUCCCUCGCAAAAAGGCGGAAGUCCUUCUCAAAAAAUUGGGAGUUAUGGCAGUCCUUCGCAAAAACUUUUAGCAGAUUCAGCAGCAAUCAGAAAAAUUAUCGAUCAGCAAUUAGCAUUAGAACAACGAAUGCAGGAAGUUAAACCUAAAAUUGUAACUGUUAAGAAGUUUGAUGAUAGAGGUGCAUUUUUUGUCCCAGAACCUGAACCGGAAAAAUCAGACUCCAAAUCAAAUGAAGUUACUGAAGUAUGUACAAAAUCUUCAUCUUUCGUUUGUGCUGCUGCGCCAAGCGAUGGCUCAGCUGAAUCUAUACCAGGAGAUUGUGAAGAAAUGAUGAAAAUUUUAGAUCAAGAGGAAAAGUCCAAGAAGCUUGAGGAUGGAGGAGUGAUAGAGAUAGUUCGAACGCAGACUGUUAUCCAACAAAAGUUCAUAGAUGGUAAAAAGGUUUCCGAAACAAUAACCAGUACGGAUAGUGAAGGAGGUGUAGAUAUACCAACUAGACCAAAGCAGUACGAUGACGCCUGCAUGUCUAUAGGUUCUGAAAUGUCAUCUUCCUUAGCCUCGCAACCAUCAGAAAUGGAUAGUUUGACGACUGUUAUGGAAAGACAUCCAUCUGAUAGUGAAGUCGUAACAUUUUCGAAGCACACAAUAAUCACCUCAACGGAAAGAUGUGAAGACAAACCAGAAGACUUAGAGUUUUCAAGAGAAGGAAGUGCAGCUCGUGAACUGUCGCCCUCCUCUGGGAGGUCGAUAGCUCACAGCAUUAUUUCCGGCAAAUAUUUCACAGAUCCAGCUAGCGGUUCUUGGAGUGGUCAGGAUGAAGAAUUAAGUUCAUCAGGAAGUUUUAGCAGAGCUCGCGCCGAUCUGAUGUUAGGUAGUACGGACAGUUUGGAAGCUACUAGUUCAAACGCUACUAGAGCAACGUACAACUAUGAAGUAGACACGCCAAUGACGGGAAGUCUUACUUCUGGAGCGCGCCCUCCAGGCUCGAAUACAAUGGUCUCCUCACUCGAUACCCUGGAUCCAGUAACAGCUGUACAGAUGGAAAGUCUUGAACACCAGUCUACCAGUGAACACCACUCACAGGAAUAUGAGGUUCAUGAACCGGAUUCUGAUACAGAAAGAUUGGAAACAGAUGGUCGUUCAGACAUUCCACGUGCCAAAGAGCGCACGAUAAUGUUCGAUAGUACAGACACUCUAAGCGCAGUUAGUGCUGAUGGAUCAGUAAAGGAAGCAACGGUAGAAGCACCAGCCGCUACUUUUUACAUCGGAGACACGCCUAUAGUGAGAGGCGAUCGACAUGAAGACAUCGAGGAUGAGUCUCAACCAACACUGUCAGGCAGUUGUCCAGCAUCAUUGCCACCGGCAACACAAUCCUCACCGCCUAUUCCAGCCCAGAGAAGGUCUCUUUCGAUGAUUCCUAAACCGGUGCAGUCGAGCCUUAAUGGUACAAAGAAGUAAAAUCAAGAAAAACAUUAGAACAAUGUUUGUUUUCAUUCUACUAUUCUGUUAAUUCACGAAUAUUCAAUCCUCAGCUUCGGCUUAGCGAAUAUUGCACCGUUUGCUAACUCUGGUUGUGGAAAUAUACCUAUGUAUAAAAACAACUAUCCUUUAAAAAAUUAAAAUGAAAUUUCUAUCAAUUUUUGAUAACUGUUGACUAGUUUAGUAUUUAGCAAACUGUUAACAUCUGUUAUCUACCCCUAGAGUAUCAACAAAUGGAACUGUUUCUGAUGUACAUAAAUCCUUAACCAAAUUUUCCAUUCCCUACCCCUUUUAUAAGGAUGAAUCUAGUUUUACAGUUAACAGUUUAGUUUCGAGGUUUAUGUACAACAGGUGUCAUCCAUACUAAUGGCUAUCUAAAUCAUUUCCUACAAAACUAAAAAAAUAAAUUAAUUUACACCUUUUUGCUAUAUCUGGACUAGUAUAAGUAUAAGCAGUGAGACAGACAUAAACACUGACAUUAGAUAACUCCAUUCCAGCGUAAUAAGUCAAAUAUAAUUUGAGGUUAAAAUUCCAUAAUCCUCAAUAAUCAUCGGAAAUAUUGUUAGACAUUACAAAAUGUAUGUAUUGUGCAGAAUUUUGGAUGUAUUUUGGUACUAAAUUUUGUACUGUGCCGUCGUAUAUUCGACAUCGGUCCAUGUUACUUGACAUAUAAACCUCUAUAGAUAGCGCUUAGCUUGUUAGUCAUGAAAGUAAUCGCUUAUUCGAUGAUGUUAACACAGUAGAAGAUAUCAACUAUUUUGUAAGAGUUAAUGUAAGUAAAUUCCUUGCUGGUCAUUCUUUUGUUUUAAUGGUUUUAACAACAGAAUUGGAUGAUGAAACAAGUAACGAGUCCCGUUUUACGUGCGCAUACAACACUUUCUUGCGUCUGCAACAUUUUCCUCUACAUGAAAGUCAUCUGCAUAAAAUUGAUUGUCCAUAGAUAUUUGAGUCUCGUACGACAAUAUAAAUAUUAUAAGUAGUACUAGUACUCGUAUCUGCAGUUACACAGAGUCCGUCUAUACUUUAUUUAAGUAAUGCCAUAUCAAAUACGAAAUUACUGGAUUUUUUAUGACUACAUCAUUCAGUAGUUCAGUGAGUCUAAUACUUUUCAUUAAAUGUUGCUAAAAGGGUGUUUGUGUGCACGUCUCUCUUGGGAAAAUUAAAUUUUUCUUUCUAUAGUUUUCUCGUCACAAAAUAAUAGCCUUGUUUUGAUGUUUAGCUUAGAGACAUAUUUUAAAGAAACUAUUGACUGACGAAACAAAUUGUAUCGACUAAUCAUUUAAAAAUUAUUUACCAAAGUUCGUUAUUUUUCAUAUUAUUGCAAUAAAUAUAAAAAAAAUAUUUAUCUUAAUUAUUUACAAGAAUAGAAAAAGAAAUUAUUUCAAAAAUAAAAUAUUUAUUAAUUAGACAAUUUACUUGAGCUAUCACCGCCUAAUUUAUUUUAUUUAUCAAUGUUAGUAUUAUAAUAUAAAAAUAUUUUUUCAUUACUUGCUAAAAUAGUCUAAAAUAUCUAUUCUCUCUCUUGUCAUCUCUAAAAACAUUCUGUUUAAUCUUUAAAAAGUAUAGGACUUCUGAUUUUGUUUUAAUCAAUAUUAUGUUGCUAAAGCGUUAUCUUUUUCUGUUCUGUCUUUACGUCAAAACGAGCCUGUUGUUUCGAGACGACUAUAAUUGGUUUCAAUUCUUGCACAAUUUCUGAAAUAAUUAGAUAGGUAGAGGUACAAAAUGUAAUAUAAGAAUAACAUGUGUCAUUUCACGAUCAGCAUCAUUGUUUUAUAAAAUACUAUAAGCGUCUUUUCAAUGUGAUUGAUGAUAUUAACUAUUUCUAGUCAUUUUUCUUUAAUAUUUUGUUUUUGCUUUGUAAUUAUUUUAACUAUUGAAAAUUAUACUAUUAAGAAGUCAUAUAUUAUGCUGUGUUAUUUAUUUAUUUUAGGUCAUCUCGAUAUUUCUGUAAAUUUAUUUAUGUUAUCAAUUUAUUUUGUGUCUAUAAUUUAAGUAUUGUUGUUUUCAAUUAUUUAUUUGUUUACUUAAUUUAUGAGAUCGGUUGACUUAAGUUGAUCGUGAAUUAAUUAAUAAACGUCAACGCUUGCUCAGUUUCGAUAUUUAAAGAUUAAGUAUGUAAAUGAAUGGUAAUUAAGUAGUACCUGAGAAAUGGUACUCCAUGGAUUUGGAUGUUUUUGAAUAAAUGUUUGAGACUGAAGAUGACUAAGAGCUCGCUAACGAGAAUAACAAGCUUAUGUCAAAGCUGAUAAAACGCAAUGUGCUUCGUUAUCGGCAUAUUUAGCCGGAUAUUCAUAUGGGAAGUGUAAUUAUGAAUUGCAAUUAAUUAAUUAAAUUAAAAAUUUUAAUCUAAUUAAUUAAAUGUUAAUUAUUUUUAAUGAAAUUUAAAAUAAUAAUUUAAAUCUCAAUUAAUGAAUUAAAUUAAAUGUUAAAUAAUUAAUUAAUUUAAUUUAUCAACCAUGCUACAUUUGCGUAAGUGAACUGAUUAUUUUCUUCUCAUGUAGACAGAAAUUUUUUCCAUAUCCUUGCGAGCAAGUUUUUAUUGCGAUCAAAAUGGUCGUUUCGAAAAUCUAGUUUAAAAAACAAUACUGUAAACCCUUGUUUUAAAAAUUACUGUUAACAAUGUUCAUAAUUGAAGUUCCCAUACAAGUAUUCGGCUUUUGGUUCCAUGCGCAUUGGAAUCAUGGCUGAUAGAUAAUAAUAUCUAGUUAAUUUUGUUUAAGAAUCGGUGUGCUUAAAAUAAUGUUACUUGAUACGCCUAGUUGCCGCUUGUUCUAAAAUUUAUGACUGUUAUUGAACAAAAACAGUACUAUUCAUUUUCUCCUUAAGAUACUAAUAAUAAUUUAUAAAUUAUUUUUUAUUUUUAUAAUAAUUAUUUAUGUAUAUUGGCUGAACAAAAUAUUGUAAUUGUAGAUGAGGAUAAUUGCUUUGAUUAUGAAAAAGCAACAUAAUAAAUUAACAACACAACAGAUUAUUCUCUAAACAACAUGUUUUUUUUUUUAUAUUUCGUGGAAAAUCUAUAUAAAUAUUUACAAAAAAAUGUCCUAUUAAUUUUGAAUGUCAGCUAUCGACUAGACCAAAUUUUAUGUGUGUCUAAUGCGCUUACUUUCCUAGAUUUUUUUACAAAAUAUCUAUUAUUUUUCUUCCAACGCCAGGAUAAAGUUAGCAGUAACCUUCGGAUAUAUACCUACUUCCUUACCUUAUUUGUGUGACCCUGUACUUAUGUGGCGUAAUUAUUAUUAUUUGUUCAUUUCAUUAAUUCGUACUGUGGAGUUAACUCUCUUAAUAGUUAAUAGUUCUAAGGAAAAAAAUAGUAAGUGUAAUUUUGCUCGAUGACGUCAUGGUGUAGAACAAGCGGGAUCUACCCACAUAAUGCUAGUGCGUUGCUGUAUUAAGUUUCAAGAUCGGUUUAGUUGCCACGUUCGAUUGUUUCACGUUGUAUUUGUAAUAUUGCUGAAUAUUCUAUCGAUAAACUAAAAAUUAUUAUUGAAAUAUUGAAUAAAAACGCUAUGUCUCAUAUUUAA